AUGACAAAUGACGAGGACGAUGAAAGGAUGACUCGCGUUAGUCCAGGUGGUGGAGGAGGAGAAGAAGAAGAAGAAGGAGGAGCGGUGGAAGAGGAGGAGGAAGAAGGAGAUGAAGCAGAUGAGGAAGACGAAGAUGGAGAAAUUACUCGAUGUAUUUGUAAACAAGAUGAACUUCAUUCCGAUACAAUCAAUGCUGAAUUUGCCCAAUUUUUAAAAAGAAAUUAUAAAAUCACCAUUGAUCAAGGAUUAUUCAUCAGCUGUGAAAAAUGUGGUGUUUGGCAACAUGGGUAUUGUGUUGGCUUAUUCACCAAUGAUGAUGUACCCGAUUUGUACUGGUGUGAAUUGUGCAAACCGGAAAAUCACCUUUUCGUUAAAGUUGAUGGUUAUCCGAAACGAACCUUGUACAAGCCAGUCAAUGAUAGGCGCAAAAAAAUUGAACAGUUUGGUAUUGGUGAUGGAGUCAAGGUGGAGUCACUGGAUAACAAGAGAAGAAGGGUUGAUCGAGGAGAACGAGUAUCUCCUCCUCCAACAACAACAUCAUCAUCAACAACAACAGCAGCAGCAGCAGUCACCCAGAUAAAAGAUCGACGGAAAGAUAGACGGACUCAUCACCAUCAUCUGGAUGAAGAUGAGUAUGAUAAACAGUUGCGAAAAGCUUUGAGGGAAAGUGCCAAAGAAUCUGGUUUGCCGGUGGAUGAGUCAGAUGCUACUGGUACGGCAACUAGCGUCGGUGCUGCUGGAGCGGGAGGUGGCAGCCGGAAUGCCAGUGGCAGUGCCACUGGUACCGGUAUUGGAACCGGCACUGGCACUGGCCACUAUUCACCUCGGAAAAGAACAAGUCGAGGUGUAUCUGGUGCAAAUUCGGAAGUUGACAAUGAUUCUUCGAUUAAGCGAGAACUUGAAGAUGAAGAUUCGGAAACCGGGGGAUCCAAUGGUGGUGGAAACAAAUCUGCAACAAGCACAAGAGGCGGUGGUGGUGUUGAUUCAAGAAGGUCGCGAAACAAGACUAGCAAGAAAAAGCGUGAUUCUCCUGCUAAUACUUCACUAACAGGCGGUGCUAACACCGGUACCACUGCCACUUCUGGUAACUCUUCAUCAGCGGCAUCUUCAGCGGCAGCUGCCGCCGCAGCAGCAGCUCAAGCAAGUAAAGAUGAGUUGAUCCAAGCACCGUACAAGCCCCGCUAUGUUAGUGCACAAUCAUCCAUCUAUGACUUGAGGAAACGUACCAGUGCCAUUAUUGAAUGGAUAGCAAGAACACAAUACGAUUUACAACAAGAGCGAAAUUACAAGUUUGAAUUAUUUUCAUUCGCACCUGAUUCUGAAGCUACACAAGAAGAGAAACGUGCUUUGGAACUGAGUUAUAAUGACAAGUUAGUCAUGAUUGAUGAUUUACAACGCAAGAUUAAUGAAUGGGAGAUUCAAUUUGGUAAGUAUGCUCCGUAG
This is a messenger RNA of Lodderomyces parapsilosis, 1443 nucleotides long. RefSeq lists its product as uncharacterized. The record is from RefSeq and is a predicted model, not a curated record. Gene Ontology annotation, biological process: negative regulation of rDNA heterochromatin formation; negative regulation of silent mating-type cassette heterochromatin formation. Lineage: Eukaryota; Fungi; Ascomycota; Pichiomycetes; Serinales; Debaryomycetaceae. The coding region runs from base 1 to 1443 and encodes 480 amino acids. The transcript has a single exon. Gene Ontology annotation, cellular component: Rpd3L-Expanded complex; Rpd3L complex.